AUGGCGGCGGAGGGUGGCCGGAGGCAACCGGCGUCGAGCGGUAGAGCACGACGGCUGGCGACGGAGGAUGGCGGUUGGGGGUGGGUGGCAAGGGGCGACUGGCGACGGGGGGUGGCUGGCACCAAGUGGCGGCCGGUGUCAGGUGGCGAUCGGCAUCGGGCAGUAGAGCACGGCAACCGGCGGCGGAAGACAGUUGCUGGUGGCGGGUGGUGGCUAGCGUCGGGCGGCGGAGGACGGUGGUCGGCAACAAGAGGCGGUCGGCAAGCGGUGGACGGCGGGCGGGAGGCGGGCGGCGGUGGGAGCUGGCUGGCAGGUGGCGGCGAACGAUGUGGGAGGCGGCGGUGGGCAGGUUGCGGCCGGCGUUGGGCAGCGGCGAACGACGGAAGAUGGCAGUGGGAGGAGGCGAUCGGCGAAGGAGGCUAG
Messenger RNA from Syzygium oleosum, 423 nucleotides. RefSeq lists its product as uncharacterized. The record is from RefSeq and is a predicted model, not a curated record. The coding region runs from base 1 to 423 and encodes 140 amino acids. The transcript has a single exon. Lineage: Eukaryota; Viridiplantae; Streptophyta; Magnoliopsida; Myrtales; Myrtaceae.